UGGAGUAAACAAAAUGGUAUCAAAAGAAAACGGACAUACCAUAGUAUCACCUCUAAACUACCAGCUACAAGACAAAAAUCAAAAACAUGUCUUUUAUCCCAGUGCUUUGGAACCGCUACAAUCAAAGGCAGAAUGAUUCUGAUGACUUGUUCCACUUCAUGGAUGACUGGAACCCUAUGCCCCUAAGCUGGGGUUAUGGCCGACCCGUGAUUCAGAGAAGGCACAGACCUGAGAAUUCACUAGCGGAUAGAAAGUGGACCUACAGCGUGAAGAUUGGAGACUUCGAUGCACAACAUGUCAAAGUGAAAGUAGAGGAUGGUAAAGUAAUUAUUCAUGCUAAGUACACAGAUGGUAAUGAUGAAUGGGGAGAUACUGUCGAGCGAACAAGGACAGUCCAGAUUCCAGAGAAUGUUGAUGCUGAUAAAAUUCACAGCUUCAUGAAAUUGGAUGGAAGUAUGAUGUUAGAAGCCCCGUACCGUGUUUCAGAGGAGAAGCAACUCCAAGUUGUACCACAAGAAGGUCGUGUCUUGGUGGCCAGUGACAGUCAUAGCAAUUUGAUGAAAUUCAAUGUCGAAAACUACCGGCCAGAGGAGGUUAAAGUAUUAUGCAAAGAUGGGAUGUUGACGGCCCAAGGAGAACGAAAAAGGUCUGAAGAUGGUCAUGAAAUUCGUGAGUCGUUUUUUCGUCAGAUGACAGUUCCGCGGUCUGUGGAUGGGAAAAACAUCGAAUGCUUUAGGGAUGAAGAAGGGAAUCUUACAAUCCGUGCACCAACGGUUGAAGAUGUUGAAAUGGAACAAGCAAAAAAGUAGACCCAGGAUGACUUUUAGUUUUAUUUUCAAUUUGUCAUCUUCACAAUUGCAGACUAUAGACAUUUGAACUCAUUACUUUAUGAUUUUAUUUUGUGUUCAUUGUUAUUGUUUUUGAAUGACGAAAAAGCGUAAUUGUGUUAAUUUGCUAGUGAACUAAUGCUUGAAUGGUGCAUAUUUACAGUUCUAUCAAAAAGAGAUAAAAGACUUUCGGUUCUUUUUGUUAUAUAGAACAACAUUUUGAGAAAAGCUUGUUUAAAAAUCAUGUGUGUUCUGUAAGGGAACAAUUAUUGAGUAUUUGUAAUGGAACAAUCAUUGAAUUUUUGUAAUGGAACAAUCAUUGAAUAUUGCAUAAUUUUAGUUCAAUUUAAAAAAGAGAACAUAUUUGUUACUUGAUUUACUUUGUUGUUGUCAGAGAUAGACAUUAAAUAUCAUGUACAUACAA
This is a messenger RNA of Mytilus californianus (California mussel), 1251 nucleotides long. RefSeq lists its product as uncharacterized. Gene Ontology annotation, biological process: response to heat; protein refolding. NCBI's taxonomy places the organism in Eukaryota, Metazoa, Mollusca, Bivalvia, Mytilida, Mytilidae. The record is from RefSeq and is a predicted model, not a curated record. The transcript is spliced from 2 exons. The coding region runs from base 87 to 809 and encodes 240 amino acids. Gene Ontology annotation, molecular function: protein folding chaperone.